AUGUACACCGGCUCCAACGACAUCUCCACGACCCAGAUCGGCGAGGAUGGGGACCUGGAUGAGGUAGCGCUGGAGAGCCUGCUGUGGGUGGUGACCAGCGUGGAGGACCUCACCCGGGCGGUCCUGCCCCAGGAGCAAUUGGCGCUCUGUGCGGACCCAGGCCGGGUGGCGCUGCAAGCGAUGCUACCCGAGCCACCCCGAGACGCCUCCGGAGACCAAAGGCGACCGGAGGCGCUAAGGCCGGCUCCUGCCCCUGAACCGAGCGCAUCUGAGCCGAGCGCGCCGGCCAAGCUGGUGCCGCAGGCGCUGCCCUGCCCUGAGCCGAGGGCAGCGGCCGCGCUCGAGCAGCCGGCGCCGACCGAGCCCGCCCCAAGCAGUUCAACGACGGGGCAAAUGGCCAAGGAGUUGGCCUCCCGAGAGGGGCGCGCUCUGGCCCAAGCGGUGGCCGAGCACGUCCUGGCCUGCUACCAAAGCCGGGACCCUAACUUCUCACUGGAGCCAGCCCGGCAGGGGGUGGUCGAGGCAGAGGAAGGGGCCGCCCGGCAGGCUGUCCGGGGCAUCACCGCCGAGGUGGCGGCUUGUUUCACGCGGGUGCCGCCGCCGGUACUGAACAGUGGCAGCAGUAGCGAAGACUCCUCGCCUCCUUCAGAGCCCGUCGACCGAGAUUAG
This is a messenger RNA of Phragmites australis (common reed), 669 nucleotides long. RefSeq lists its product as uncharacterized. Lineage: Eukaryota; Viridiplantae; Streptophyta; Magnoliopsida; Poales; Poaceae. The transcript has 3 exons. The record is from RefSeq and is a predicted model, not a curated record. Bases 1 to 669 code for a protein of 222 amino acids.